CAAGCGGAGCCUGAGUUUCAGAUACAUCGAGCUGUGGACACCUCUGAGGGUGUCCUCGCAGACCCACUUGUCAAACCAAAUGGCAAGCAAAAACCAUCAGUCACCGAUCUUCUUCAAAAAAUUAGUGCGCAAGGUGAUGAUUUACCUUCGACCAGACAACUUAUGGCGAGACAUAUUCACCUGGCCGAAAAGCAUGGAGAGGAAAGUGAUAAUCAUAUUGAGCAUGAAGAUGAGGAAGGUGGGGAAGAUGAAUGCGAGAUCGAUUUAGAGAAGAAAGAUAUAGAAGAAUUAUCAAUUCGCGAGGUAGAUGCUAAGGAUGCUGGCCAAAGGCAUCAAAUUCCACAAUCGUCAUGUCCUCUCACGGCCGUAUUACCACAUACCAGCCUCGAACUAACACCACAGGACCUCGAUCAACAAUCUUCUUUCAUCAUUGAAUGUCAUUACUGA
This is a messenger RNA of Protopolystoma xenopodis, 447 nucleotides long. Lineage: Eukaryota; Metazoa; Platyhelminthes; Monogenea; Polystomatidea; Polystomatidae. The record is from the annotation of a GenBank genome assembly.